UGGCAUACAUACAUACAUGUGUUGGGGAAGGAGCCUUAUAUAUAUUAUGGCUGUGGGUUCGUGUGAAGACCAAGUGAACACAGUAUAAUAUGUUUAUUUAGAGAAAAAUAAAUAACGGCAGAAUCAACAACUACAAUAACAGUGAGGAGAGUUGUAGACAAAUUUGCAGAGUUUUACAGAGAGAGAACGAGAGAGCUCUGUCUCUGUCUGCAGCUCAGGCGUGCUCUCUCUUUCUCAGCUUGCUUUUUUAGUCCAUUACCAUUAGUAUCAAGGUUGCAGAGAAUUUGAAGAAGAAGAAGUACAACAGAGAAGAAAGGAAGGAAAACAAAGAUGGGAGGAGGAAGAGGAGCUUCUUCAAGGCUGAGAAAAGCAGCUAGGAAUAUAGCAGUUGCAGCUGCUAGUGCUUGUGGUUCAUUCUCUAGAAGGAAAGCUCUUGUAGAUCCCAUUGUUUUUGACAGUACCACCACUGAAUCUAUCUCAGGUUCUUCUGUUGUGUCUCCUUCAAAAUCAAAGAACAUAUCUGAAGUAGAAGAUGAAUAUGUUACAGAGGAAUUUGCGUCUUCAAAUAUCAGCCCAAAUUUGCCCACUGCUAAGAACUUAUGCGCAAUAUGUCUAGAACCUUUAAGCUACAACAGCAAGGGAAGCAACAGCCCAAGCCAAGCAAUAUUUACAGCACAAUGCUCCCACGCCUUCCACUUCGCCUGUAUCUCUUCCAACGUCCGCCAUGGCAGCGUCACCUGCCCCAUAUGCCGCGCCCAUUGGACACAGCUCCCUCGCAACCUCAACCCUCCCUGCGCCUCUCUUAACCAAAACGACCCCAUUCUUCGAAUCCUUGACGACUCCAUUGCCACUUUCCGCAUCCACCGCCGCUCCUUCAUCCGCUCUGCUCGCUAUGAUGAUGAUGACCCAAUUGAGCCCGAGGAAAUGUCUAACUGCCCACGUCUUCACCUCUCUCUAAUCCCAAUCCCAACGACAGCACCAGCCAACUACCAACCACCCUUGGCAAUACCUCCCGGCCGCCAUUUACACUCCUCAACUUGCUCCUCUUCCUCCUCAUUUCUACAAACAAACAGAGCCUAUCUGUCUGUGAAACUAGCAAACCAACGACCCACAGACUUGGUCUUGGUGGCCAGUCCCAACGGACCACACCUCAGACUCCUCAAGCAAUGCAUGGCCUUAGUGGUCUUCUCUCUUAGACCAACCGAUCGUUUGGCCAUCGUUACAUACUCAUCUGCUGCAGCUCGAGUCUUUCCCCUGAGACGCAUGACAUCUUGUGGUAGAAGAGCAGCUUUACAAGUUAUCGAUCGCCUUUUCUACAUGGGCCAAGCUGAUCCAGUUGAAGGACUCAAGAAAGGGAUCAAGAUUCUUCAAGAUCGAGCCCACAAGAACCCGGAGUCAGGAAUCCUACACCUGUCUGAUAGCCCGACACAAUCUUACCAUGCUUCGAUGAUGAACAUGGAAGUUCCAAUCCCUGUUCAUCGUUUUCACGUGGGAUUCGGGUUUGGUACAACGAAUGGGUUCAUCAUGAAUGAGUUCGAAGAGUUUUUGGCCGGACUACUCGGCGGAGUGAUAAGAGAGAUUCAGUUGAGAGUGAGAACAGGGGAUGAGUCAACUGGGAUGGUUGUACGAAUUGGGGAGCUAAGAGGAGUUGAAGAGAGGAGAGUUUUGUUAGAUUUAGGUGAGAGUGGACAUGCGUGUGUGGAGUAUAGCUAUAGUGAGGAUGUGGGCGAAGUGGAUGAGCGGUUCAUAACAGGGGAAACGUUGGUGAGUGUUAGAGAUAGUAAGACUGAUACAGAGGAACCUGGCGUGGCGGAGGAGGCAGAGGAGGCGGCUGGCGGUGGUGGCGGAGGGAGGAGGGAUGUGAAUGGUGGUGGGAGGCCGAGUAGUGUAGAAAGUUGGGAUUACCAUGAUCCUUACAUGGCAAGAAGAUGGGCUAAGCAUUUGCAUGGAUAUAGACUUUGAAGUAAAUAUAUAUAUCUAGACAUAUAUGCGUGCAUAUUGCCAUAUAUUUGAAACAAAUUAUUUUCUCGAUUUGUACAUUUUUAUUGAAAAAGCUUUUCAACAUGGAUUAUAAAGAAAAUCUUUUAUCUAA
This is a messenger RNA of Humulus lupulus (European hop), 2092 nucleotides long. RefSeq names its product probable E3 ubiquitin-protein ligase WAVH2. Bases 331 to 1962 code for a protein of 543 amino acids. The transcript is spliced from 3 exons. NCBI's taxonomy places the organism in Eukaryota, Viridiplantae, Streptophyta, Magnoliopsida, Rosales, Cannabaceae. Gene Ontology annotation, molecular function: zinc ion binding. The record is from RefSeq and is a predicted model, not a curated record.